AUGAUAGUCGCUACAAACGCUAUAGGAUUAGGCAUCGACGUGCCGGAUAUCCGGGCCGUUAUUCACGCAGAGAGGCCAGUAAAUUUAAGGGAAUAUAGGCAAGAAAGCGGCAGGGGAGGCCGGGACGGGAAGCCGAGCGAGGCAAUUAUCAUUAACAGCGGCGACAUAUGGGCGAGGCCGGGUAAGGCAGACGAUAGCGUCCACAAAAGGCGGGCCAGAGCAGCAAUAGCCCGGUUUAUAGGCGGGCAGCAGUGCCGGCGGGUGGUUUUAGACGAGUAUAUAGACGGCACCAACGGGCAGCAGGAGCAGGAGAGGAGCAGGUACGACGCCGAAGCGGAGUUAGCAUGCGACGUUUACCAGGUAGACGCAGUAGCAGCAGACGCAGCAGCAGACGCAGCAGCAGACGCAGCAGCAGACGCAGCAGCAGACGCAGCAGCAGACGCAGCAGUAGUAACGGCAGCCGACAGCGAUCAGGGCCGGGCAGAAGGUAAAAACCAGCGCGCAUUGCAGGCGUUCCAGCAGCAAGCAGACGAGAGGCGGGCCGUCCAUAAGAGGUUAGUAAGAAGGGUAGCCGACGAGGCAGCAAAUAUUAAAGAGUUAGAGCAGUUAUUAGACCGUUGGUCAGGCCGGUGCGCGUUAUACAAGGCUAAGGGCAAGGAGAGGACCCGGUAUAAUAUAAGCGAAUGCCCAGAAAGAGAGAGGGCGCAAGAGUUGAGAAAUAGGAGCAAGGGAACAAGAGGGAACAUAGACAUACAGCCGUUUGCAGGUUACAGGUAUUGCGGAGUACCGCAGUCGAUUUGCCAGCGGUGGCAGCAAAAGACCGAAGAGGUAGGGUAG
Molecule: messenger RNA, 837 nt
Organism: Aplosporella prunicola CBS 121167
Lineage: Eukaryota; Fungi; Ascomycota; Dothideomycetes; Botryosphaeriales; Aplosporellaceae
Exons: 1
Coding region: 1-837 (278 amino acids)
Biological process (GO): double-strand break repair via homologous recombination
Cellular component (GO): chromosome; cytoplasm
Molecular function (GO): four-way junction helicase activity; 3'-5' DNA helicase activity
Source: RefSeq, a predicted model, not a curated record